UGACGUUUGGUGGCAGACUGAUGAUUUGCUUACUUGAAGCAGGGCUGAGUUUGGAGCGGGUACUGUGAAAUGUGUAAGCAUGAGGUUGCCUGGAUAAUCAGCGGAGGACUUUAGAAAACGGAGAGCUACAACCGGCUGAAGGUGAGAAGACGAAGGCAGGACAGCCACACCUCAUGCGUGGGUUCAGCAAAGGCCCGAGUGGACACUGCUCUGACAAACAUGGGUGUUCUCCAGCUCAACAACCCCACUCACUCCGGCACGCUCCUGCAGCGGGCCAAUCAGAUGCGCCUGACUGGCACCUUGUGUGACGUGAUCAUCACUGUGGACGGCCAGGAGUUUCCGGCGCACCGCACCGUCCUGGCCUGCACCAGCAAGAUGUUUGAGAUCCUUUUCCACCGGAGCAGCCUGCGCUAUGCCCUAGACUUCCUCUCUCCUAAGACCUUUCAGCAGAUCCUCGAGUACGCCUACACCGCCUCCCUCCAGGCCACGGCCGAGGACCUGGACGACCUACUAUAUGCCGCAGAGAUCUUAGAGAUAGAGUACCUGGAAGAGCAGUGCCUGAAGGUGCUCGAGACCAUCCAAGCGGAGGAAACCGAAGAGGUGGCAUUGAGGAAUCACAGCUCUGGAGAUCAUGGCGAUCACGGUCGGGCCAGGCACUGGAGGCAUAUGUUGAUGUCCAAGAAGCAUUCCUUACAGGAUGGAACAAAAUGCGGCACUCCCACUGCCCUCCACCACUUGGCUCUGUACCACAUGGCGGAAAGAACGUCGCCGGGUCCGGAGUGUGAUGCAGCUCCUCAACGGCGUCCCAAACUAGACGCUGAGGUUGACAUGGAAAGCUCCCAGCAGGUUCGCGACAACUCGCCCCUGGAUCCUGCCAGAAGUAUCAAAUCAGAGCGUAUGCAUGUAGAUGAGAACGAAACCUGUGAGGGAAAGUCAUCCAGCGCAGGGGAGGCAACUGGCACGUCUGAGCAGCCGAGAGACGAGGGCCCGGGGACGCCCCUCAGAGGCAGCGUGAUCACCAGCGCCCGAGAGCUGAACACGGGCUCCGAAGACGGGGGACAAGCAGCGACAAACGCUCUUGACGGUUUCCCCGGGAUCGCGGACAAACACCUGGCCUCCAUUUACUCCGUGGCCUCCAACCACACGGGAGAGGGGCUGCCGGUGUCCGUUUCAGUGGCGCCGUCUCUGGGCGUUCCGCUGGAUCCAAGGGCCUACGGCGGCCUGCUGCACCACGGCCUACUGCACAGAGAGCUGCUGAGCAGGCUGGGCCAGUUUGCAGCAGGAAUGAGGCACGAGGGCCAGACUCAAGGCCAGCAGUGCUGUGGUGAAUGUGGCCUCCAGCUGCAUAGCAGACAGGCUGUGGAGCAGCACAGGAGGCUUCAUAAUGAGGAGAAGGGCAACAGCUGUGAAUACUGUGGCAAGCACUUCCAGGACAGCAUGCGGCUCAGGAUGCACAUGCUGUCUCACGCAGCUCCUGCAGAAGCGUUGGUGUGCGAUCAGUGCGGAGCAACGUUCUCCUCAGAGGACGCCCUGGAGGCCCACAGGCAAACACACACAGGGACCGACAUGGCGGUGUUCUGUCUGCUGUGUGCGAAGCGCUUCCAGACCCAGAAGGCCCUGCAGCAGCACAUGGAGGUCCACGCAGGGAUGCACAGCUACAUCUGCAGCCACUGUGAGCGCCCCUUCCCCAGCCACACCACCCUCAAAAGACACUUGCGCUCCCACACGGGCGAUCACCCGUUUGAGUGUGAAUUCUGCGGGAGCUGCUUCAGAGACGACGGCACGCUCAGGGGCCACAAACGCAUCCACACCGGGGAGAAGCCCUACGAGUGCAACGGCUGCGGCAAGAGGUUCAGCCUGAAACACCAGCUGGAGACGCACUACCGGGUUCACACAGGUGAGAAGCCAUUUGAGUGUAAGCUUUGCCACCAGCGCUCCAGAGACUACUCGGCCAUGAUCAAGCACCUGCGUACGCACAACGGAGCUUCUCCGUACCAGUGCACUAUCUGCCAGGACUUCUGCCCGAGCCUGGCCGCCAUGCAGAAGCACAUGAAGGGCCACAAGCCUGAGGACGUGCCGACCGACUGGAGGAUAGAGAAGACGUACCUGUACGUCUGCUACGUCUGAGCAGGACUCGGACGCCAGGCGCAAAAACCGUCACGACUGGGUGAAAACUGGGGCUUCUGGUUUUAAUGCUGAACCAUUAAAGAGUAUUCUGCUGUUUUAGGACAAAGUGUCCCAUAGAGAAAGAAGAAUAGUUUUUUUGGGGGAGUGGGGGUUGUUUUGUAACCCGACGGCGAGACGUGCAAAGCAGGAUUACAGAAGUGUUUACAGAGUAAAGCUGCAGCUAAUGAUUACUUUUAUUAGCAGUCGAAUAAUUCCGAAAAUGAAGAAUGCUGUAAAGUAGAGGCAACUUAGCAAUGACAUUCUAAAAUAAAUGAGAGAGUCAAAUCCAAAGAGAUUUACUUAGCCUUUCUCCAAAUCUCAAACUCUGACAUUUCGAGGAGCAGGGAACGCGGUUGACCUUGUAACAGUUAAAGAAAUUAAUUAGAAAAGCUGCUGACAGAUUCCUGAGGAUUUAACUGUUCGAGUCCUCAAACACAAAAACACACGUUUAGACAUCAUCUCUUGAGAAUCUGUUGUGGUGAAAAACAUCAACGGCACAGUGACUGACUGCUGACCUGCAUGUGCAGCAGCAGGAUUUGAGCGACUGUCAUCUUCAGCUGUGCCGCAGAUGUUAAAAAUAUACCCUUAAAAGCUCCAUUUGCUAAACUUUGCAACUUCUCUCUCCUAAUUUCCUCUGACUUAGCUUUGUUUCCCUGCUGGGUUUUCAGUUUGGAGUCAAGUUUUUUUUUUCUGCAUGUUUUUUUUUUUUUUUCUUUACUUGAACGGCUGACCUCAUGAGCUCGAUCUCUUUAAUUGCCUUGUCUUCUCAUGCAGUCAGCGUUGAUUUGGAGGCGACUCGCUCGCAAAUCUGAGUUGCUUCCUUGAAAGGUUUUAUGCUAUUUAUAUGUAGUUUAUGUGUUACCAAAUAUAUGUGCUGGUUUUCAUCACGUGGUCUGUGUUUGUAGGGAGGUUUCCUCGUGGAGCGAGCUCUACCUCCUCACUAGAGACGCACCGAGAGACUGGCACCGGGCAAAUUUCAGCUGGAUUGGCCCUGACCAGUGAUGGUCCGCAUAAAGUUAAACCAUCUGCAGAACGGGUUGCUAUAGCAGCAACAACCUUCACAGUAGAUGCUGUUAUGAAGGGAAGAAGCAUUAAAGUUAGCUAUUUCCAGCGUUAGUGAAGUGACUAAGAAUAAAAUCAGGGGAGGCAGAGAGAUGUAAGAAGCUACUUGAAAGGAAACUAUUUAACAAUCUGUUGCAACAAAGUGAGAGAGAGCAAGACUUGAAGCAGAUAACAGUAAGGUUGAACAGAGAACAGCAAAUUUACUUCUUCUUGCAUUUUCUGUUUUAAUUAUCCAUUCUUGUAAAGUAGUGAGUAACAAAUCUAUAAAACAUACAUUUUAAUAUAUACACAUUUUUUUAUGUGUACAACUAGCACAAAACAUUUUCUGUCAAUUUCUCUUGGGGCCUCCAGACCAGCAGGGGUCCCCUUGGCAAUUGCUAAGUGUGCUUCUUUGACCGUCCCUUGUAUUACAGAACAAAAAUCCUCUUAUUAUGUCGUAUCUCACCCAUUGGGUGGCAAAGCAGCCAUAAGUUCUUUUGUUGGAAACAAAAUCUUCUAAGUUGGAAACUUUACAUUGCAUGAAUGUAACUUAACAUAUCCGAUGAUAAAUGCAAACAUUUUGUUUCAUCACAGGUAUCCAUGUUGUACUUGUGAGUUAAAAACUAAAAAACAAACACCUGAGAAUAUUAUGAACACAUUCCAAGAAUAUGGUUUCAAUAGUCUUGGACAGUAUGCUCCAGUGCAGCCUCGAUAGUCCAGGGUCAAGGGAAUAAUCAGAGCAUGUGAUGGAGAACUGCAGAGUGCAUGUCAGGGUCACGGCUCUGGUUCCCCUGUAGUCCUACUACGUGCACUGAAUUGGUAAAUAGCACAGAUACACCGAAAUGUACUCACAAUUUAAUUUUUUUUUUUGUCAAAAUAAAGCUAAAAUAUAUUCCCCCCCCCCCAACUACUUUAAAAUUUUCUUUCAAAAGGUCGACCUUUUGUAUUUUGAAUUUCAGAAUUAUUCAUGUCCGUUCCCAUGAAAAUCCUGUUAUGUUCCGUAGAAACUUUCCAACUAAGAACAUUUCUGGAAAUCUGCUACCCUGCUCUCAGACACACCCAUCACCACCCCACACACACACACACACACCGCGAGGUCACCUUUGCUCCUAAUAUAUAAACAAUACAUGACCUUGCAUGGCAAGAAGGCUAAAAAAAAAUCAUUCUGAAUAUUCUUUUUUCUUUUAAGUUCUUAAAGAGAAAUUAAAAUCAGUCGAACUCUGCAUCAGGAAAACUCUGCAAAGCUUUACAAAAGAAAACAAAAAAACAGAUGGGUUACUGGUGGCACAAUUCCAAUCGGUGCGUCUCUAUCGCUUACUGGGUAUUAAUUUUCACUGCAAAUUAUUUUUUAGCAAGAUUCAUUUUAAAAAAAAAAAAAAAAAACAAUUUCCACGGUCAAACAGUGUGUAAAAAAAAAUCGUGACAAGCCUCUGCAAGGCUUUUUAAGUGUUUAUUUUUUAAAUCAUCGCUUCUAUAUAGAUGUCUUAUAAAAAUCACAGAAUCAGAAUUUUCUAUUAGAAAAGAAAAAAAAAAACCAUGAAAAUAAGUUGUGUUUUUAUAAAACAUGAGCAGAAAAUUCUGACAUCCAACUCCUAAGAGGUGCAGGUUGUGGUUGGUCGUAGUGUAGCCGUAAACGUACUGUCAUGGUAUGUGAUUCCCCCUGUGUGAGCCCGACGCCGUCUCUUUAGAUUUGAACAUGUCGUAUUUUUUGUAUUACGGUAAUUUGCCAUUUGUUUACAUUCGGUAUGAUUCGAGAGACAUCUUAAUGUUUGUGCGUGUGUUUCGUUGGGAUUUUGUUUGUUUAGUUUUUUUCGUACGAGUUUGAUUAAAGACCCCUCCCUCGUGCCUCUUUUAUAAGUAGAGCAUAAAUGUGCUUGAGUACAUGGGUCUGUGCUGUCGGUAGGUGUUUUCUGGGUGUUUGUUUAUUGUUACUAAAACUAAAGAUAGACUGCCAUGUAGAUCCACUUUGUCUGAACAUUGCAAAUGGAAGCAACAUACUGUGAUAGUGGCUGAUAAUCUGAUGCAAGGCCUGGGCAACUUUUUAUGGGGGGGGGGGGGGGGAGAAAAAGGAAAGUGGCGCGGCUCGUCUGAAACCGUUCCCUUCAGAGCGACAAUGGACUGACAUCUCUGGACGAUGAGCGAAAUCUUGGCAUCUGUAGGCAUUACCGACGCCUCUCCAAGUAGCCAACAACACUCGGUGCCAUGAAAACCCACAGUCACUGUAUCUAUUCUACAUGAACAUGCACUAUAAAUGGAUUUCCUCGGUGGACCAAAAGAAAUAGAGCACUUUUGUUUGAAAAGGGUUUUUUGUUUUGUUUUUUUCUUUGAUCUUCGUAUGUCGUGAUAAUGCAGCUGUCUUUUAUUUGAUGUGUCCUAGAAGGAUGUGAUUAGCAUUGUUUAGAUUAUGUCACUGUCUGUCUACCUCAGGACCAGAUCAAAGCUCGAGCUGGUAUCCAAUCAGGGUUGUUCUUCUUGCCAUGUGUGCAGUAAAAAAAAAAAAAGAAAAACGAAAAGAAAAAAAUAAUGGGGAAAAAAAAAAAAUCUGAAAAUUCCCUCUUCAUUACAGCUUUGUAACACAGUGUGUGCAAAUGUUUUCUCAGUGUGGAUUCAGGCACAACUCUGUGUGCGUCAGUGUUCAGUGGCAUGGUUUAAAAAAAGAAUAAAACGAUUUACUAUUUUAUGCA
Messenger RNA from Xiphophorus hellerii (green swordtail), 5891 nucleotides. It is a transcript of the gene zbtb16b, whose product is annotated as zinc finger and BTB domain containing 16b. The transcript is spliced from 7 exons. Bases 220 to 2127 code for a protein of 635 amino acids. Gene Ontology annotation, cellular component: nucleus. Gene Ontology annotation, molecular function: DNA-binding transcription factor activity, RNA polymerase II-specific; protein binding. The record is from RefSeq and is a predicted model, not a curated record. Lineage: Eukaryota; Metazoa; Chordata; Actinopteri; Cyprinodontiformes; Poeciliidae. Gene Ontology annotation, biological process: regulation of transcription by RNA polymerase II.